AUGAAAUUAUCUGAGACCUUUUACCAAAAUACCAACGUAACAGCAGUUGCCCGUAGUCUGCUGGGCAAAUAUUUAUUCACCCGUAUAAAUGGUCAGCUUACAGGUGGGUAUAUUGUAGAAACAGAGGCCUAUAAUGGCAUCAUCGAUAAAGCUUCACAUGCUUAUGGCAACCGCUUAACCCCGCGUACGAAGAUAAUGUUUGAAGAUGGUGGUGUUGCAUAUGUGUAUCUUUGUUACGGUAUACACGAAAUGCUGAACGUGGUAACUUCUGUUAGCGGCCAACCUCAUGCAGUGCUCAUCAGGGCUGUAAACCCAACUGAAGGUAUCGAUAUAAUGAUGACUCGGCGCAAUAUGGCUGUAAUUAAGCCUACCAUCACAGCAGGACCUGGCUCUGUUUGUAAGGCACUGGGGAUCUCGCGUAAGAUAAACGGCAUCAGCUUGCAAAGCAAUGUAUUAUGGAUUGAAGACCAAGGCUUGAAUAUUCCCGAUGAUCAAGUGGCUGUUGUUCCGCGUAUAGGUAUUGCUUAUGCUGGCGAAGACGCUUCGCUGCCAUACAGGUUUUAUGUGAAAGAUAAUGUCUACGUGAGCAAGCGUGUAACCAAGCGUGUAACCAAGCGUGUAACCAAGCGGAUAAAGGAAAUUGGAGAUACUAUUGGCACCUGA
Molecule: messenger RNA, 663 nt
Organism: Torulaspora delbrueckii
Lineage: Eukaryota; Fungi; Ascomycota; Saccharomycetes; Saccharomycetales; Saccharomycetaceae
Product: DNA-3-methyladenine glycosylase
Exons: 1
Coding region: 1-663 (220 amino acids)
Biological process (GO): base-excision repair
Molecular function (GO): DNA binding; alkylbase DNA N-glycosylase activity
Source: RefSeq, a predicted model, not a curated record